AUGAUGUUCGCAAGUAUCCCUGUCGCCACAUUGCUUUUAAUUGCAGUGUUGAAUGCCGUUAUAUGUCGUGAAGUAUUGAUAAAUAAUAUAAUUCCUCGUCGAGAUACAGAUGGAAAUAUAUUGGAUGCUCAUGAAGGUAGCAUCUUGCUCUAUGAUGGUCUGUACUACUACUUUGGUGCAAGUUAUGGUCAAUGCAAAGAACCUCCAGGUCCUUCAGGUUGUACCGUAUGGUAUCCAGGUGGAUGCGGUUUUCAACUCAAUCAUAACGUCAGUCUUUAUACUUCGACGGAUCUUUCUGUCUGGACAUUUCGUGGAUACACCUUUCAAAUGUCUUCAAUGAAGAAUCAAGGAAUCAUGUUUGUCCCUCGUGUUUUACUAAAUCCAAAAACUAAGAAGUGGGUUAUGUGGUUUAAUUUUCUGCCAGCUUCAGGUACAGGUGUCUCGCAGUCACAAUAUGCUGUGGCUAUAUCGGAUACACCACAAGGUCCCUUUCAACUGGUUACUGAUAACGUUACUACACUAGCAUGGGAAAAUACAGGAGAUUUGAAUCUCUUUCAAGAUACUAAUGGAGAUGCUUAUAUCAUUUAUACUGCGCAUAUUGAUGGUAGUAUUUACAAUCCCAGCCACUUAAUGUCUGUAGAAAAACUAUCUGAUGACUAUCUUAGCUCAUUAGGUAAAAAGUUUAAUAGUGGAUACUUUGGUCAGACAUUUGUGGAAGCCCCUUCAAUGUUCAAACGAAAUGGAACUUAUUAUGCUGUAUUCGGUCAAUGUUGUUGUUACUGUGCCGAAGGGUCAGCUGUGACUGUCUAUACUUCUUCAUCUCCUCUCGGUCCUUUUAAAACAACAAAUAAUCUAGGAAACGAAGGUCAUGCUCAACAGCUUAACAUUAUACAGUUUAACAGUACUAAAGAUAGAGGUUAUGGUUACUUAUGGCUAGGUAAUAGAUGGCAAAGUUCUCCGGAUGGUAUCAAAGGACAUGAUUUUACCUAUUGGUCACCAAUGGCUUUUGAUCAGAAUGGUAACGUGAAAUAUAUGAACUAUACUUCUAAUUUUACUAUUGAUGUGAUUUCUAAUAUUCAUUAA
Molecule: messenger RNA, 1083 nt
Organism: Adineta steineri
Lineage: Eukaryota; Metazoa; Rotifera; Eurotatoria; Adinetida; Adinetidae
Source: the annotation of a GenBank genome assembly